Messenger RNA from Parnassius apollo (apollo), 540 nucleotides. Lineage: Eukaryota; Metazoa; Arthropoda; Insecta; Lepidoptera; Papilionidae. The record is from the annotation of a GenBank genome assembly.
AUGUUUCUACAGAAACAUGUAAAACAGGAUACGGGAAAAGAACUCCGUUGGGGAAGCAUCUCCACUAUGGUGGAUAGAUUCAAUAGGUUAAGAUCAUGUGUAUCCAAAGCACUGAUUGACAUGAACUCUGAUAUCAAAUUCACACAGAGCGAGUUUCAUACUUUGGACAAUUUCCAGAAAAGUCUGAAUAUUAUCAAAGUGACAGUCGAAGCACUGUGCCGGCGUGAUGCAACUCUAUUAACUUCUAAUGCGGCUAUGAAAUUUAUGCUACGUAAAUUAGAUAGUCAAAAUUCUACACUGUCAAGACUUCUCGCAAGAUCAUUGCUCGUGCGCAUUUCCCAAAGACGACUUUCUAUUGCAUCUACUUUGCAGUAUCUCCAAAAUCCUGAAACAUAUUUCAGUGAAGUUCCUACCGCCGAGUUCCCAAAAACCCCAGAAAUGGUGGAGGAAAUUUAUUCACUAACUCAAAAUUUUGAAGAUAAACCUGUGGUUGGGGUUAUGGAUGAUUUGAACUUGGAUAAUAGCGAGAGCAGUCCAUAA